AUGUUUACCUCAAUUUUAAAAACCUAUUAUCAGCGGAGUACCACCAUUUUAACACCUGGACAAAUUGAAGAAAUUAGACAUCUCAAAAAUAAGCAUUCACAGCAAAAUGGAAACCACUUUUUUGAGGAGCUUAGGAAAGCACAAUCUAUCUCUUCAGAGAAUGGUUCAGAAGUUCAUACUAAACAACCUUGCGAAGUAUCUAAUAAGUCAACUCCAAAAGAAGUAUCUGAGGUUGUGAAAGACCCUCUGGGACUAUCACCUGCUGAUAUAAAUAUGAAAGAAAAGCAAAAAAAGAAAAACAAACUGUUAAAGUCUGAAUCCAUUCUAAAUUCUAACUUACCUAAAAUUUUAGCCAGAGGUUUUUUCCAAAACUCCUUACUAGAUGUCUCAUAUGAACUAAUUACUUUGAUUAAAAAAGAUCAUAUAGAAUCAGAGGAGUUCAUAUGUAAAUCAGAAAAGCUCUUUGCUCUUAACUCACUUCACUAA
Messenger RNA from Cetraspora pellucida, 486 nucleotides. Lineage: Eukaryota; Fungi; Glomeromycota; Glomeromycetes; Diversisporales; Gigasporaceae. The record is from the annotation of a GenBank genome assembly.